AUGACGGUCGUGGGUCUGUUGUAUGGAACACAAGUGGGGCCUGUUGUGGAGAUCAUCAGUUGUACAGAAGUUGUAUGCACACGAGAUGAGCAGACGAAUCGACUAAUUGUCGAUGGAGAGAAUGUGGCCGAGCGCCUUAAUUUGGUUCAGCAAGUGUCGUCGGACUAUGAGCUGGUGGGGUGGUACACUGUGGCACAGACUCCUACCGAUGAUGAGAUGAGUCUCCACAAACAGAUGUGCGACCACAUAAGCAACCCUCUGAUGCUGCUAUUUUGGAUGUCGUCAGAGGAUAAGGCCAUCCAAGCCAACUUGCCCGGACUUUAUGAAUCCAUUAGUGAGGAAUCGGGAGCUAUCCAUCAUCUGGUAAAAGUCCCAUUUCGAAUGGAAACGGAGGAUGCAGAGAACACGGCUCUCAAUCAUAUUGCAAAGAGUGCAACCAGUACCGGUGAUGCCAAUGAUAAUAGUAAUAAGUCACAAGUUUCCUUACAGAUGACACAGCAACUUAAUGCGAUCGACAUGCUACAUUCGCGAACGAAAACCAUCUGUGAGUACCUGACUGAUGUCCAGCAAGGCAAGGUGAGCUACGAUCCAAAAAUAGUGCGUGAGAUUGCGAAUCUUUGCGACCGUCUCCCUGCCCCAAUCAGCUCAGACUACCAAUCACAGGCUGGAACGGAUCAAAAUGACGUGCUUCUAACAAUGCUAUUGGCCACGUUUACAAAGGGUUGCAGCGCUAUGAAUCAGUUUUCAACAUCAGUGCAGAGGAUACAAGUGGAGAAAAGUAUGCAUAAAUUGCCAGAUGUCGGUUUGAUAGGCAAAGACAACUUCCCUACGGACUGGUGAUGAGCAACAAUCACAUCCAAGGGAUUUUUAUCCCCACGUCAAAGAUGCUCCGCACUUAGUCAACAUCUUCUGAGUCAUGUAUUUUAGUUAUAGUGGUAAUAGGUAUCCGCAAGGAGGGCUGUAACAUGAGAUAAGAUCCAUCCUUCCUGAAGGCGGGUUCACUGCCUCUACCAUCCCUCGGGAUGUAAGAUCCAUCCCUACGCUAAAACAGACGCCUAUGUGAGAGAAAGGGUCUAGCGCGCAGUACCCCGAAACGUCUGAUAUGCGAAUAUGCCUGCCUGCUUGCCUGCCUGUGGUCAAGUGCUAGCUGAGGGCGAGGAUCAGAUCUGGGACCAGAUGUUCGUUUCUCAUUUACAGAGGCAUAAUCCUUAAGGUUUAUACGAGAAUAUAAUUUAUUUCCCAAACUUGGUGACUGUAGGUAGAUCAAAGCUCAAAUGAAGUGGCGCAGUGUGGCAGCGGGUAUACAAUGGCUCUAAAACCGGAUUUCGCUCGCUCAUCGGAUUUGAUUGCUGAUGUCUCUCGCAUUAUAUCGAUAUAACAUUGCUCGCCUCCAGAGGUUGGAGCUAUACAAUAAAACAG
Messenger RNA from Sphaeroforma arctica JP610, 1419 nucleotides. RefSeq lists its product as hypothetical. Lineage: Eukaryota; Ichthyosporea; Ichthyophonida. Gene Ontology annotation, cellular component: COP9 signalosome. Bases 1 to 840 code for a protein of 279 amino acids. The transcript is spliced from 8 exons. Gene Ontology annotation, molecular function: protein binding; metallopeptidase activity. The record is from RefSeq and is a predicted model, not a curated record.